Messenger RNA from Anoplopoma fimbria (sablefish), 543 nucleotides. RefSeq names its product ALK and LTK ligand 2a-like. The record is from RefSeq and is a predicted model, not a curated record. Lineage: Eukaryota; Metazoa; Chordata; Actinopteri; Perciformes; Anoplopomatidae. Gene Ontology annotation, molecular function: receptor tyrosine kinase binding; receptor signaling protein tyrosine kinase activator activity. The transcript has 5 exons. Bases 1 to 510 code for a protein of 169 amino acids. Gene Ontology annotation, biological process: positive regulation of ERK1 and ERK2 cascade; positive regulation of ERK5 cascade.
AUGAGCGGACUACGUAAGCACGUCACUAUGGGACUGGUGCUACUGAUGUGCACGCUGACCGAUCACUGCGGCGAGAGCGCGCCCUCGGCUGCCCCGUCGUCGUCGUCGUCCUCGUCCUCGUCCUCUGCAGUCGGUCGGGACGCACGGCAGGACUUGAGGCGGAUGGUAGAGAUCGUGAGGCACGUGGAGCAGAGAGGUGGUCGCCACGGUGCGAGCACGGAAGCCCCGUCGACCUCACGGGUGAGGAGCUCUCCGGUGGAACCAAAGGAUUUACGCAGCUUGAAAACAGACAGAGGCGACCAGGUUGUCGUCGUAUUCCCCAGAGAUCUCAGGAAGAAGGAGAAAUUCCUAAAACAUAUAACAGGUCCACUUUACUUCAGCCCGAAGUGCAGGAAGCAUGUCUACAGACUUUACCACCACACCAGAGACUGCACAAUACCUGCAUACUUCAAAAGAUGUGCACGCCUUCUCACAAGACUAGCUGGCAGCCCGCAGUGCACAGAGGGGUAGCACAGACAAGGAUGAAAGCAAACACAAGUCCUC